AUGGCCCUAUACGGCCAAACCGCGGAUUUCCUUUCCGAAUCCUUCUCCAACCAUAAGAACCAUAUACCUUUGCUAGCAGUUGCGGGUGCCUCAUUCACACUGGGACUCUUUGCUCGGUCUCUUCUCUCGGGAGGCGAAAUACGCCCGACCAUCCUCCCCUCUCCUCGAUCGACUCUUCUGCCUAGCAUUUCGGAGGCAGAGAAUCGCCAACUUCCGCUCCCAACGGAUGUCCUACCCGGUGCGCGUGAUGUAGCUACGCCUUAUGGUUCUAUCCGAGUAUAUGAAUUUGGCCCGGAAACUGGUACCAAGGUGCUGUUAGUGCACGGUAUCACAACACCCUGUAUUGCGCUAGGUGGAUUGGCCCAUGCGCUGGUCGAUCGGGGGUGCCGCGUGAUGCUUUUCGAUCUGUUUGGUCGAGGAUAUUCAGACUGCCCUGCAGAUCUCCCCCAAGACAACCGUCUUUUCACAACGCAGAUUCUGCUUGCUCUGGCCUCUUCACCCAUUUCUUGGACAGGUGCUGAGUCCGGUAAAUUCUGUCUUACGGGGUAUUCCUUGGGAGGCGGUAUUGCCGCAGGCUUUGCGGCCUACUUCCCCCAGCUUAUCUCGUCAUUGGUGCUCCUCGCACCUGCAGGCCUGAUUCGUGAUUCACAAGUCAGCUUCCAGAGUCGUCUUCUGUAUGACCGUGGCUUCAUGCCCGAGAAUUUGCUAGGAUACUUGGUUAGCCGUCGACUGCGGGCUGGACCCCUAGUCGGCCCCAAGCCCAAGAACCACAAGCUCAAUGCCUCAGAUGCGCUCACCGAGGAGUUGCCUUCACAGAAUGCUGCUGAAGGUCAGCGUCUCUCUCGGAAAUACCCCCACAUUAACGUCCCCUCUGCGGUGGCGUGGCAAGUUAAUAACCAUGGAGGGUUUGUCCACGCGUUCAUGUCGAGUAUGCGUCAUGGCCCAAUUUUGAGACACCGUCAAUGGAACACCUGGACACGUCUGGGUGAGUAUCUUGCCGUGCAGAACAGUGUCUCUAGUUGCGAAGAUAAGAGACCAUCUGACAACAAAGUUCACAUUCUCUGCGGCAAUAAUGAUUCAAUCAUUGUCAAAAGCGAGCUUGUUCCGGACGCCACGGCUGCCUUGGGUGGAAAUGCGGUUUUCAAGUUCUAUGAAGCUGGACACGAGUUCCCCAGUACCAAGUAUGAAGAGGUUGCUAGUUACAUUUUUGAAUUACUGUGA
Messenger RNA from Penicillium nucicola, 1221 nucleotides. RefSeq lists its product as uncharacterized. Lineage: Eukaryota; Fungi; Ascomycota; Eurotiomycetes; Eurotiales; Aspergillaceae. The coding region runs from base 1 to 1221 and encodes 406 amino acids. The transcript has 2 exons. The record is from RefSeq and is a predicted model, not a curated record.